Molecule: messenger RNA, 901 nt
Organism: Pocillopora verrucosa
Lineage: Eukaryota; Metazoa; Cnidaria; Anthozoa; Scleractinia; Pocilloporidae
Source: RefSeq, a predicted model, not a curated record
UUUCUGCAAGCAACCGAUGUGCUGAUCGAAGAUUAGAGGACAUCAAAGCUGCCAAAGCAGAAUUGGUGGCACCGAACCACUACAUUAAAUGAAAGCUGGGCAGCAUUUCAAGAGAGCUUGUUCAACACCAUCAUUUCUGGAUGAAAAAAGCUGUAUAAGUGACACUAGCUGCAUGAAAUACAGAAAGGAUCCAGCUGUCAUACAUUGUCUUGAUUGCCACUUGCACACAAGAUUGUGUGGACUUUGUAACCAGUCGGUUCACAACUUCCACCCAUUUCACGAUUGUGAUGCUGUGAAGAGUGGUUUUCCAAGUCCAAUUCCCCCAAGUGUAUCCACUGAUAGUGAUGGAGAGUGGAUUUUUGUAGGUGUAGCUGCAGCAAUAUCCAAACAGUUGGGAACAAAACAGAUGUAUAGUAGUUACUUUCAGAGGACAGUUUGAUGUUGGUCAUGUAUUGUUCCAAUGCCUCCACUGUGAGAAAGACCUGCCAACUUAUGACCCACUAGUUGUCACAUAAUCUGGGUUCCAGGAAGUAUUAGUAUGAGUUAUGUGUUUGAUCCUGAGGUGGUUUUGCACUGGGACCUUUUCCAGAAGGAAAGUCCAGGGUCUUCAGAUAGGUCUUUUGAAAAGAAGGGUAUGUACACCUAGACUGUUUGAAAUUUUAUAUGACAAUGAUAGGUUAUGUUUAUCAAAUAUUAUUAGGUUGAGGUACUUUGAAAUUUUGGGAACUGGGUAUGUGUUUACAUUUAUUAGAGUUAUUUUUCUUACUUUAAUCUUAUGAAUAAUUUGAGAAGUCAUUACUGGUAACUGAGGUCCCUCUCGCAAUAAGUUAAGGAAGGAAGAAGGUUGAUGCACACCUUGGACCUGCACAGCAUAUUUGUCUAUUUUCAUCAGUUUUAUGGA